This is a messenger RNA of Camelina sativa (false flax), 2608 nucleotides long. RefSeq names its product B3 domain-containing transcription factor VAL3. NCBI's taxonomy places the organism in Eukaryota, Viridiplantae, Streptophyta, Magnoliopsida, Brassicales, Brassicaceae. The record is from RefSeq and is a predicted model, not a curated record. Gene Ontology annotation, molecular function: DNA binding.
AUAAUAAAGCUUUCUUUUUCUGUAAAACCUCAAAAGAGAGAGAGAGAGAGAGUUGCUUUGGUUGUUGUUGGUAUUAGCUGAUGAGGCAAUACCCACCCAGCAGCAGCCAAGCACCACCACCACUUCACCAUUUUUUUUUGUUCUCUCCAUCAAUUUCAGUCGGGUACGCUUUUCUAGGGUUUUUUUAUUUAUUAUUAUGCUCUCGUCUUCCUCCAUGUCAUCCUCUCGAUUUUGCUUCAACCACGAAUGUUCCGAGUUCAAGCUCCAACAUUGCCGUCCUGGUUGGCGUAUCCGUACUGGCGAUUUCGUCGACCUCUGUGAUCGUUGCGCUUCUGUUUAUGAGCAAGGAAAGUUUUGUGACGUAUUUCACCUAAAGGCUUCCGGGUGGAGGUGUUGUGAGUCAUGUGGAAAGCGAGUUCAUUGUGGUUGUAUUGUCUCUGCAUCUGCUUAUAUGUUACUGGAUGCUGGAGGAAUUGAGUGUUUGGCUUGCGCAAGAAAAAAACUUGCUUUGGGACCCAAUUUUUCGCCAUCACCAUCCUUUCUUUUCCAAUCUCCAAUUUCUGAAAAAUUCAAGGACUUGUCGCUCAACUGGAGUUCUUCAACUAGGUCAAAUCAGAUGAGCUUCCAGCCUCCUAGUUGUUCAGGUCCUUCAUUUCUGCAGUUUGAUUUGCGUAAACGUGGAGAUAAUAAUGAAUUUAGUCAACCUACUUCUAAAGAGAGGGCCGCUGCAUGUUCCAUGGAGAGAAAAAGGGGACUGAAUAACAUGAUAGGGAAAUUAGUGAGUGAAAACUCAAAAAAUUAUGAAGUAUCUCCUUUUACAAAUGGAACAAAUGUCAAUGUCUAUCACCCAUUGAUCUCAAUAAAGGAGGGUUCAUGUGGGACACAGUUUGCGUUUCCUGUGCCAAUUACAACACCAAUUGAGAGAACUGGUCACUCUAGACUAGGUGGAAGUCAUUUAUGGCAUACAGCUAAUUGUUCUCCACUAAGUCGCUUACACAAUGACUUGAAUGGCGGAGCAGACUCGCCAUUCGAAUGCAAGAGUCGUAAUGUGAGGACUCAUUUUGAUACACCAGGAACAUAUCAGGUGGUUCCACAAUAUUGGCCCAAGGUUUCAUAUAUAAACCAAGUUCUGCAGAAUCAAUCAAAAGAAUCUGAAUCGGUUGUCACCCAUCUCUUUGAGAAGAUGCUAAGUGCAAGUGAUACCGGAAGAGUUGGGCGGAUGGUGCUGCCAAAGAAAUGUGCAGAGGCUUUCUUACCCCAAAUUUCCAACCCCGAGGGUGUGCCUCUCAAAAUACUGGACCCAAUGGGUAAAGAAUGGAUAUUUCAUUUUCGCUUUUGGGCCACCAACAAGAGCAGAAUUUAUGUUCUAGAGGGAGUAGGUCCAUGCAUACAGAGCCUGCAGUUGCAGACUGGUGAUACAGUCAUAUUCAAUCGAUUAGAUCCAGAAAGGAAGUUAAUGUUGGGAUUCAGAAAGGCUUCCGUUGCUCAAUCAUCUGAUCAGGAAACUGACUCAACGAAUAACAAUCGUGACACUUGCACAAACAGAGAUCAGGCUGAACCAGCUGAUAUGCAUUCACUGUCUAAAGUUAAGAAGCCCGCCUAUAUAACUAAAGAAACCCCAGGGGUAGAAAUUUCCUCCAGUAAGAAGAAAAGCAGCAUGAUGAAUACAAGAGGUAAACGUCGAAAAGUUGAAAAGGGAGACCACAUCGAGCUACAGCUAACGUGGGAAGAAGCUCAAGGAUUCCUCCUGCCUCCUCCCAACUUCACUCCAUCUAAAGUUGUGAUAGAGGAUUCUGAGUUCGAGGAGUAUGAGGAUGCUCCAAUCAUCGGGAAGCCUAUUGAUGAUACAAGUUUUAGAUCAACAUGCACUCCAGAUCAAAAACCUGUAGCUGAACAGCAAGAUGAGGAAACCAUGGAAGAUGUUGAAGGACUCUUGAUGUCACCCAAAACAACCAAAAAGCACCCCCGACAUAGAAAUGACUGUACUUGUAUCGUUUGCAUACAAUCCCCAAGUGGGGCAGGUACUAAACACGACCGAUGCUGUUCUUGUGCGGUCUGCGAAGCUGGAAAAAGCCGUAGGCGUUCUCUGUUGUUACGGAGGGAAAAGAAGCAGAUGGGGAAAGAAGACGAUCCACACAAGGAGCUCGAGCAACCAAACUCUGAUAAUGAACUUUGCCAAUCUGGUAACAACAGUGAGAACCAUGAGAGUCUUCCUUCGCCUGUGAAAGGCCAAUUAGAUUUGAACUUCAAACCAGAAAAAGACGGAGAAUCUCUGCCUGGUUCUAACAAAGCUACCAAGAAAAAGACUCUGCAUCAUGAUGACACAGUGAAGUCUAGCUUCAAGUCACCAAGCUCAUCAACUGCUCAUAGCCAAAUUAACAAAGAAGAAGAAGAAACUGCAGACACCACCACAAGCUCCAUAUAGAUUUUGCAGACUUCUAUUGCUGCAAGGUGAAUACUGAAUAUUUUGGGAAAGUAUAUUUUUUUAACACCACAGGCAUUGCGCAUUUUGUAGAUAAAAUGGGCAGUUAAUAUCCUUAAUUAUGAAAGCUCAUUACUUUUCUGACUCACAUCUAAUGACAAUGGGCAAAAUUUUAAAUUCCCUUCA